CAUUAGUGGCCGCUUAAUUGGUUUGCUCGACGACGCCUUUGCCUCGCAACUCCCAACCUCCCCCCGCGUCCGCUCCCCUGCUCCCUCGUGUGGCGCCGCGCAGGAAGCAACCCGGCGGCGGCUAGGGUUCGGAAAUGGCGGCCGGUGGAGCCAGCGGGGAGGGCGAGGAGCUGCGGCUGCUCGCCGCCGCCGAGGCCGGCGACGGCGGCGCGCCCGCGGGGGAGAAGUCGUGGCGCCUCAACUUCGACGGCCUCCGCCCGCCGGAGGCGCGCCAGGAGAGGCCCGCCCGAGGGCUCCACCACCACUGCCUCGGCGUCAUAGGCCAAGCUCCUGAGGAUGUUGUCGCUGAAUACUACCAACAGCAAGUGGAAAUGCUAGAGGGUUUCAAUGAAAUGGAUGCGUUGACAGAUCGUGGUUUUCUUCCUGGAAUGUCCAAGGAAGAGCGUGAACAGGUUGCUAGGAGUGAAACAUUAGCCAUCAGGCUGUCAAACAUUGCAAACAUGGUUCUUUUUGCUGCAAAAGUGUAUGCUUCAGUACGGAGUGGCUCGCUUGCUAUUAUAGCUUCCACUUUGGAUUCUCUUCUUGACUUGUUAUCAGGGUUCAUCUUAUGGUUUACUGCCUUUUCUAUGCAAACACCAAAUCCCUACAGAUACCCAAUUGGUAAAAAGCGCAUGCAGCCGCUGGGAAUACUUGUCUUUGCCUCAGUCAUGGCAACGCUUGGCCUUCAGAUCAUCUUAGAAUCAACUCGAUCACUGUUGUCUGAUGGAGGUGAAUUCAGCUUGACGAAGGAGCAGGAAAAGUGGGUUGUGGACAUCAUGUUCUCAGUGACGCUGGUGAAACUUGCCCUGGCUUUAUAUUGCCGCACGUUCACCAACGAAAUCGUCAAGGCUUAUGCACAGGAUCACAUUUUCGAUGUUAUCACUAAUAUAAUUGGUCUUGUGGCUGCACUACUCGCAAAUUAUUUCGAAGGAUGGAUCGACCCUGUUGGUGCAAUUAUUCUAGCAAUCUACACCAUCAGGACAUGGUCGAUGACGGUGCUAGAAAACGUCCACUCACUCGUGGGGCAAUCGGCUUCGCCAGAAUACCUUCAGAAGCUGACCUACCUUUGCUGGAACCACCACAAGGCCGUGAGGCACAUUGACACGGUGCGCGCCUACACGUUCGGCUCGCACUACUUCGUGGAGGUGGACAUCGUGCUGCCGGCGGGCAUGCCGCUGCAGGAGGCGCACGACAUCGGCGAGGCCCUGCAGGAGAAGCUGGAGCGCCUGCCUGAGAUCGAGCGCGCCUUUGUCCACCUCGACUACGAGUUCACCCAUCGGCCCGAGCACGCUCUGUCGCAUGAGAAGUAGCUUCAGGAUCAGCCGGUGGAUGCAGCUCUGUACAGAUUAAUGGCAAUAGUUUUGGAAAUCCGGUGUUCGUCAAGGCGUCGCAGAAAAACCUGCGGGUGCGGCACGCAAUUGAAAUGUGCAUACUGGAGUGCCGGAUCUGGCGAUGUCGACGUAGAUUGUGUCUUUUGUAAGUUGCUGUGCUACGUACGUAGCAUAUAUAUUUAAAUGUCCUCUAUACCCUGAUCAUGGCCUCAUUUUUAUUGCUGGUUCACACAUGACUA
This is a messenger RNA of Aegilops tauschii subsp. strangulata, 1609 nucleotides long. Its product is annotated as metal tolerance protein 5. Gene Ontology annotation, cellular component: membrane. The record is from RefSeq and is a predicted model, not a curated record. Gene Ontology annotation, molecular function: manganese:proton antiporter activity. NCBI's taxonomy places the organism in Eukaryota, Viridiplantae, Streptophyta, Magnoliopsida, Poales, Poaceae. Gene Ontology annotation, biological process: transmembrane transport; monoatomic cation transport.